This is a messenger RNA of Sorghum bicolor (sorghum), 1564 nucleotides long. Its product is annotated as histone-lysine N-methyltransferase ATXR6. The transcript has 2 exons. The record is from RefSeq and is a predicted model, not a curated record. Bases 76 to 1173 code for a protein of 365 amino acids. NCBI's taxonomy places the organism in Eukaryota, Viridiplantae, Streptophyta, Magnoliopsida, Poales, Poaceae. Gene Ontology annotation, molecular function: protein binding.
ACGCUCACACCUCUCCACUCCACCACCCUCCUCGUUCCCCCCGCCGGCCAUCUCGGAUCUCGCGUGGGUACACAGAUGGGCGCCGCGGGGCAGCUCCGUCGCCGGACCCGCGCGCGGACGCCGCCAGGGCCAAGACCGGAGGCCGCCGCUGCCGGCGACGACGACGAUGUGAGGUGCGAGGCGUGCGGGUCCGGGGAUGCGGCCCCGGAGCUGAUGCUGUGCGAUGGGUGUGACCGCGGGUUCCACAUCUUCUGCCUCCGCCCCAUCCUCCCCCGCGUCCCUGCCGGCGACUGGUACUGUCCGUCCUGUCGCUCCCCGGCCUCCUCCAAAUCCCAAUCCGCCGCCGCUGCUGCUCACACCGUCGUCGCCAAGAAGCCUAAGCAAUUCCCGCUGGUCCAGACGAAGAUCGUGGAUUUCUUCAAGAUCCAGCGGGGCCCGACGGCGCCGGCCGAUGCGUCGGCGGAGCUGAAGAAGCGGAAGCGGAAGUCCGGGGGCACGGUGGUGGCGUCCAAGAAGAAGAGUCGGAGACUGCUGCCCUUCAUCCCGAGCUCGGAUCCGGCGCAGCGGCUGCGUCAGAUGGCGUCGCUGGCGACGGCGCUGACGGCGACGGGGGCCGCGUUCAGCAACGAGCUCACCUACCAGCCCGGUAUGGCGCCACGCUCCGCGAACCGCGCGGCGCUGGAGGCCGGCGGGAUGCAGGUGAUGAACCGGGAGGACGCGGAGACUCUGGCGCGGUGCCAGCGGAUGAUGGCGCGCGGGGAGUGGCCGCCGCUGGUGGUGGCGUACGACCCCGUGGAAGGGUUCACGGUGGAGGCGGACCGCUGCAUCCGGGACCUCACCAUCAUCACCGAGUACGUCGGCGACGUCGACUUCCUCCACAACCGGGAGCACGACGACGGCGACAGCAUCAUGACGCUGCUGUCGGCAGCGUCCCCGGCGCGGAGCCUCGUCAUCUGCCCCGACCGCCGCAGCAACAUCGCGCGGUUCAUCAACGGCAUCAACAACCACACGCCGGAGGGGAGGAAGAAGCAGAACCUCAAGUGCGUGCGGUUCGACGUCGGCGGCGAGUGCCGCGUGCUGCUGGUGGCCAACAGGGACAUCUCCAAGGGGGAGAGGCUCUACUACGACUACAAUGGCUCGGAGCACGAGUACCCAACGCACCAUUUCGUGUGACGGUUGUGACCACAGCACCAAGAGCGGCAAGGCGAGGCGAUCGGAGUCUGCCAUUGCAGCUCCAGCUCUGAUCUCACUACCAAAAUUGGACCUUCGAACUGGCCAUUGGGGAAAGGGAUUGUAAUGUCAGAGGUUUCCUGUUGUACAACAUUCUAGAUGGCUUUUGGAUGAACCAGCAUCAUCAGUGUUUUGGGCCAGUUUGAAUUAGCUAAGGCUAGUUAAUAGUUGAAGCUAUAAGUCAGCCUAAAUUAGCUAAGGUUAGCUGGCUAGUUGGCUAACAACUGAGUAGUUGUUAUUCCCUUGUUUAGAUGGAUUAGAGCUAAAAUUAGCUCUAUGCAUCCAAUCAGGCCUUAUGAAAGCAAUGGCAAAGGCCAACAAGUUCACCAUCUCA